AUGACCGACUCCAGCAAGCUAGUUGACAUGGGCAAUUUAAUGCCAGAGGAUACUGGCACUGUUGAGAAGUACGGCCCCGAUAGCGUUACUUCUACGAAAGAGGCCGCAGACGACGACAGCAAGUUUCCCACCGGCCUGCCCUUAUGGUCCAUCCUAGGUCCUGUUACAAUCGCCUACUUUCUCGUCUUCCUUGACAUGUGUGUCGUGUCUACCGCAACUCCCGCCAUCACACAACGAUUCAACUCUCUGGUCGACGUUGGCUGGUAUGGUGGCGCAUACCAGCUCGGUAGCUCUGCCCUCCAGCCGCUCACUGGCAAGAUCUACAGCCACUUUAAUAUCAAGUGGUCCUUCCUCGUCUUCUUCUUUAUCUUCGAGCUCGGAUCCGUCAUCUGUGGAGCCGCCGUCUCGUCUUCUAUGUUCAUUGUUGGCAGAGCCAUUGCCGGUGCUGGCUCAUCAGGCAUCUCAAAUGGCGCCAUGACUAUCAUCUCGGUCAUACUGCCGCCCAGGAAGCAAGCCCAGUUUCUGGGUCUCAACAUGGGCAUCGGCCAGCUCGGUAUCGCCUUGGGUCCUAUUAUUGGUGGUGCAUUCACCCAAAAUGUUACAUGGCGUUGGUGCUUUUACAUCAACCUUCCUAUUGGCGGCGCUCUGGCUAUUCUGCUCUUCCUCUUCAAGGUCCCCGAGCCGACCACCAAGCUGCCUCCCAGACAAGUCCUCGGCACAGCCAUCAAAUCUCUGGAUCUUCCAGGAUUCAUGCUCAUUAGCCCCGCUGCCGUCAUGUUUUUGCUUGCAUUGCAAUACGGCGGCACGGUACACCCGUGGAAUAGCUCUAUUGUUAUCGGCCUUCUAGUUGGCGCCGCUGUCACAUUUAUUAUCUUCCUCGUCUGGGAAUAUUACCAGGGAGAUAAUGCCAUGGUACCAUUUGCCAUGAUCAAAAACCGUACUGUGUGGUCUGCUGCGGGUAACUUGUUUUUCCUUCUCGGGGCUAUUUUGGUGGCUGAGUACUACCUCGCCAUUUACUUCCAAACCGUGCUCAACAAUGGGCCUAUCAUGAGUGGUGUGCACAUGCUUCCAUCGACUUUAGGCUUGGUUAUAUUCACUAUGCUCGCGGGAAUGAUGAGUUCGUUCCGAGAUCUUGGGCUAUUACCUGCCCUGGAACCUGGGGGAAGCUCCAUGACCGCUAUUGGAUAUGGCCUCAUGUCCAUGAUUAAGCCCACGACUUCAUCCUCAAAAUGGAUUGGGUACCAGAUCCUCUAUGGUGUUGGCAGUGGUGCUAUGACAUCGGCGCCCUACGUAGCUAUCCAAAACCUUGUCCCCCCUCCGCAGAUCCCAAUUGCUAUGGCUAUCAUCAUCUUCUGGCAAAAUAUGGGCGGUGCCGUUUUCCUCAUUGCUGCCAAUUCCGUCUUCACCAAUGGGCUACGAAAAGAGCUUCAGAAGCACAUCAACGAGAUUGGCGUUAACCCGGACAUCCUCAUUAGCUCCGGACUCAGCUCAAUCCGAAGCCUUGUUUCGGGCGAUAAGCUCACAGCCGCGCUCGAGUGCUAUACCACGGCAAUUGACCAUGUCAUGUAUCUGGGUAUUGGACUCAGCGUGGCUACGUUUGUCUUUGGCUGGGGUCUAGGAUGGGUUGAUAUCCGGAAGGUGAAGAAGCUGCAAGCCAUUAAGGGAGAUUCGCCAACUGCACUGAAUACUAAGGAGGAUGUGGACUCUACCACUGAGAAUUCCACUACAGUUUAA
Molecule: messenger RNA, 1734 nt
Organism: Penicillium vulpinum
Lineage: Eukaryota; Fungi; Ascomycota; Eurotiomycetes; Eurotiales; Aspergillaceae
Product: MDR family MFS transporter
Exons: 5
Coding region: 1-1734 (577 amino acids)
Biological process (GO): transmembrane transport
Molecular function (GO): transmembrane transporter activity
Source: RefSeq, a predicted model, not a curated record